Messenger RNA from Sitodiplosis mosellana (orange wheat blossom midge), 1011 nucleotides. RefSeq lists its product as uncharacterized. The record is from RefSeq and is a predicted model, not a curated record. The transcript has 2 exons. Bases 1 to 1011 code for a protein of 336 amino acids. Lineage: Eukaryota; Metazoa; Arthropoda; Insecta; Diptera; Cecidomyiidae.
AUGACUGAAGAUUUCAUCGAAAGUGGGCCGUACGAAGAGGUGAGACGUAGUCCUUUGCCGGGUAUGAUAAGAAGAACGAAAGAAGCGGUCAAGACAGCAUCAGAAACGUUGGGCCGCGAAAUCAUAUGGAAGCUGAAUGUAUCAAAUCCAUCGAUACCAAGAUUAUACACACAGCUCAAACUACACAAACCGGGAAGAAAAGUACGCCCGAUAACAUCGAACAACAAUUCACCAAAUGAAAAAUUGGCACAGUGGCUUCUGAGUCAAUUUGAAGCGAUGCCGAUCAAAUUCGAGACAGCGGCAAUCAAGAACACCAUUGAGUUUGUUGAAAAGACAAAAGAUCUCGUCUUGUUGGAAGGUGAAAUGCAGGUGUCUUUCGAUGUCGAGAGCCUAUAUCCAAAUAUUCCAAUUGACGUUACUCUUCAAUUACUAGAACAUUGGCUUCAAAGCAAUCAACUAGAGCAUGAAGUGGUAAGAGAACUAGUACGAUUGACAAAAAUCUGCAUGGACGAAAAUUGGUUCCGGUUCAAUGAUAAAUACUAUCGUCAGAACUUUGGUUGCAGCAUGGGAUCAUCUUUGAGUCCAUUUUUGGCGAAUUUAUUCGUGUCACAUUUCGAGACAACGCUGAAGAAAGAGGGCAUAUUUCCACGUGUGUGGUUAAGAUACGUUGACGAUGUUUAUGCAAUCAUCAAAAAACAUCAAUUGAGGAGCCUGCUUAAACGAUUAAACAACACCAAAUAUCCAACUAUAAAAUUCACACAUGAAGAAGAACAAGAUGGAAAAUUGAACUUUCUCGAUUUGUGUGUAACAAGGAAUGGAUCGAAACUGGAAUAUGAUAUUUAUCGUAAACCAUCAGCUACGGAUAGAUACAUCACUUCCGAUUCACAUCAUCCAUUCGAGCAUAAAAUCGCGAGUUUUCAUUCAAUGUUGUUUAGAGCUGUGAACGUACCACUCAAGGAAGAGAGAUUCAAUACAGAAAUUCAACGAAUCAAACAAAUUGCUAACCAUUAA